AUGUCUGAGUUCUCGUAUCUGUCACAGUCCGACCGCGAGCGAGACUGUCGGCAUCAACGAGUAACUCAAGCUACCAGCCGCGAGAAUACCCGCGAAAACACCAGUCAAAGGCGAGACCGAACCCACGAUCAUGAUGAGAUUAUAAAUCUCAAGACAUCUGAUGUGCAAGUGAAGGGUGCUGCUACUGUUGCUGUUGGGAUUGGCAAUAUUGCUUCCGUUCAAGGUAUCGGGAUGGACAACAUGUGCGCCAAUUCUUUGUCUCGAGUUUCCCCCAAUCUCCUCGACCCGUUCGACACCCUUUGCGAGAGUCCUGAACGAUUACGACUCCUUCUGAGACACCCACUAGCCAAGGCUGCCGGGGAACCUCUAUUUCGAAUCGAUCAACAGACGCAUUGUGUUUUGCUUCAAGGUGUAGGCAAUAAGGAUGGUUUGGUGCCCUUAUUGAGCCACAAGUCUUUAUUCCAUGCUCUAUCCCUUCUUCUAGCUUUAGUAGCCAAUAACUAUCAGCCUAACUACGAAACCAUGCACCACCGCAGUCAGGUUCUUCAGUCUCUCAAUCGAGACUUGUCAUACUUUGGCGGUGACUCGACAAUACUACAUACCAUAACGGCCAUUCUCAUGUUGAUUAGCUAUGAGUAUCGAGUUCGCGAUACAUAUCCAGGUCAUCCCUGCGCUGCUACACAUAUUCAUGGCCUCCAAACUAUAAUCUCCCAGCAUAACACCCUGAUCAGUGAGUAUAGCAUGGCACAUGUUCCUAAAGUCCAGCGAGCUCUGGUCUGGCAGGACAUACUCUGCUCACUGGCAACUGGUGCACCCCGACUCUUACAAUUUGAGAACCGCGGGAUAUUCACCCGCUUGCGGGAGGAUGAGACUUACCGUAGCUACUUUGGGUUGCCGCAAGCAUAUAUACCGCACACCCAUGGGUGGCCUGCAGAAGCAUCUCUUGUUUUCGAGGAUCUCAACGCUCUAUGCUGUAUCGUGGACAGAACGCACCGAGGAACAGGGGCGUCUUUCUGCUUGGUGGAUAAGAAUAAAGAGGAUACCUCAGUUAACCCAAUGCCGUUGAUGGAGGACUUGGAUGACGAGGGUUACCCAUUAUGCAAUAGCCAAGCCAACUUGCAGAUUCGGCUUGUGGACCUUCUUAGUGGAACAGGAAGAGAUGGCUCUCAGAGCGAAGAAGACCUGAUUUAUAGAGCGUGUCUCUUUGCAGCUUAUCUCUGUACAUAUCGACUUUCCGAAGGUAUUUGGGGAGGAUACUUUGCACCUGAGAAGUGUGUUACUGAGAUCCUUCAUUGUAUGACAGACUUCACAAGAAAGAUGUCGCCGUGGAAGUUAGCGCCGGACAUCACAUUCUGGUUACUUCAUAUGGCUGGCGGUCUCACAAAGAGUCGGCUCCACAAGGACCGAGCGGUUACGUUGGUGGAACGUUAUCGGUGCUUUUACUCGACUGGCUACGACCUGGACUGGGAGCUAGUGGAGAUGAGGUUGAAGAGGUUUAUCUGGUGUGAACGCGUCAUGAAGCAUAUGAUGUAUAGAUUCUGGCAAGAAUACCAGAUUGGUCGCCGCUAG
Molecule: messenger RNA, 1569 nt
Organism: Fusarium subglutinans
Lineage: Eukaryota; Fungi; Ascomycota; Sordariomycetes; Hypocreales; Nectriaceae
Exons: 2
Coding region: 1-1569 (522 amino acids)
Source: RefSeq, a predicted model, not a curated record